Molecule: messenger RNA, 483 nt
Organism: Aspergillus pseudoviridinutans
Lineage: Eukaryota; Fungi; Ascomycota; Eurotiomycetes; Eurotiales; Aspergillaceae
Product: SelT/SelW/SelH family protein
Exons: 3
Coding region: 1-483 (160 amino acids)
Source: RefSeq, a predicted model, not a curated record
AUGACCGAACCAACCCCCCCAAUCGAACAACACCCACCAACCUCGACCUCAAGCACAAAUACAAAUCCCCCCACCACCACCACAACAGCAACCACAACCACAAACCUCCCCCGAAUCACCAUCAAAUACUGCACGCAAUGUAAAUGGAUGCUCCGAGCCGCUUAUUUCGCCCAGGAACUCCUCUCUACGUUCUCGACGAGCCUUGGCGAGGUAGCUCUCGUGCCGUGUACGGGGGGUACGUUCAUCGUGAGUAUUACGUCUGCGUCUGCGUCUGAGACGGGGGUGCGGGAGAGUGUGCUCUGGGAUCGGAGGGUUGAUGGGGGGUUUCCUGAGGUCAAGGUGCUCAAAAGCCGGGUGAGGAAUGUGGUUGAUCCGCAGAGGGAUUUGGGGCAUACGGAUCGGGCCUUGAGGCAGGAGAACGGGGGUAAUCAAAAACAGAGUCAAGAGAAGGAAACGGAAAAGUGUGAGGAUUGCCAGGCUUAG